AGAGUGACGGCUGCGGUGGGAGCCCGCCUGGUCAGGGGCAGAGGUGCUUCGGGAGGAGGUGGCCUGUGACCUUUCCCGAAGGUGGUCCUGGGAUGCUCAUCCCAAAGCUGGAUGGGGAAUGUUGUCCCAAAAUGCUGCGUCCCCAGCCUCACUGGGGAGUGGCAUCAGCGCUGCUGAGCAGAGGGCCCCAGCCUGCUCUGGCUGGCUCCUGGCUGGAAGUUGGCCUGUGGAAUCGUUAACCAGGGAUGUCCAACCAGUGGAAUCUCUGACCGGGGGUGCAGGUGUCCGGGCACACAGGUGGGCACAAGGUGUGUCUGGGUUUGCCUGGACAGGGGAUGCCACAAACUCUUCUUUAUCUUCCACCACCGUCCACCCUCCUGUGCUAGCAGGGGGUUUGUAAAUCCUCACUUACCCUCACGUGAAAACACCUGGAAGACCACCGAGCUUUCUCCACUGACAUACAGAAGAAUAUAUGCUGACUCUGCUACAAACCACAAGAAAGAUGGCACUCAGCCAGCGUUCCUGAGUCACAAGGAUGGGGCCAGAUGUACCUCUGCUCAACGAUUACAAACAGGAGUUCUUCUUGAAGCGCUUUCCUCAGACUGUGCUGGGAGGUCCCCGGCUCAGAUUAGGCUAUUGUGCCCCUCCCUACAUAUAUGUGAACCAGAUCAUUCUCUUUCUGACACCAUGGGUUUGGGGAGGAGUAGGAACACUCUUGUACCAGCUGGGAGUCAUGAAGGACUAUUGCACUGCAGCACUGUCGGGAGGACUGAUGUUUGUCACUGCACUUGCUCUCCAGAUGACAAAUCUACAUGCAAAGCAGAAAACAGUGACAGUAGAGAGAAUGCAAAUUCAGAAUACCCUGACAGAUGAAGAUGAGUUUGAAUUUUCCAGCUGUGUAGGUUCAGAGACAGUAAAAUUUAUUAUUCCUGGCAAGAAGUAUAUAAUCAACACUGUAUUCCAUUCCCUUCUGGCAGGGGUAUUGUGUGGGCUGGGAACUUGGUAUUUGCUGCCAAACAGAAUAACCUUGUUGUAUAGCAACAUUGGAGGAACUGUUGUGAUCUUUGUAUUUGGAUGGGUGACCAUAUGUAUAGGAGAGUAUUCAUUAAUCAUAAACACAGCUACUGAAACAGCCACUUUCCAAGCACUGGAUACUUAUGAAAUCACUGCUCUGAUGAGACCUUUCUACAUUUUUGUCUUUAUUGCAGUGGAUCUUGCACACAGGUUUGCUGCCAACGCACCCAUUCUAGAACAGACAAACCAGAUUUUGCACAUCCUAUUUCUUUUCCUGCCAUUCUUGUGGGCAGUGGGAAUUCUGCCCCCGCUUGACGCACUUUUUCUGUGGGGAAUGGAACAACUGUUGGAGUUUGGACUAGGAGGUUCACCUAUGUCAAGUAACACAAAGUUAUUAGUAAUGUUUCUCAUUUCUGCUGGAACAGCAAUAGCAUCGUAUUUCAUUCCCAGCACUCUCGGUGUGAUCCUCUUCAUGACUGGAUUUGGGUUCAUACUGAGUCUUAACCUAAGCGAGAUUGGUUUUGCCUUCAAACACACCAUGAUCAGCCAUUUAGCCUCCAGCAAACCUAAAAAUAUGCACAGAGGUCUUAGGAUGCAAUUUGGGUGGAGGGAAUUUAUUUUCUAUUUGACUGUGUUGACAUUUGCCCUCACGGAAGCGAGUCUGCUGCACCGAUUUGCAGGCUCUUCAUCAUUCUCCCAGGCCAGUCCUCAGGCCAUAGCAAGUUACAUUCUGAUCCUAUUACUUAUAAUUAUGUGGAUUCUUAGAGAGAUUCAGAGAGUGUACUUGUUUGGAGUCUUCCGAAACCCCUUUUACCCAAAGGAUGUCAGGACUGUGACUGUGUUCAUGGAGAAGCAAAGAAGGCUAAUGAAAGUUGGUGUUGUCAGGAGGAUUUUACUAACACUAGUGUCUCCGUUUGCUAUGAUAGCGUUCCUGUCACUAGACCGUUCGCUACAAAACCUUCAUUCUGUGUCUGUUUGCAUUGGAUUCACGAGAAUAUUUAGGAUGGUCUGGCAGAAUACAGAAAAUGCCUUAUUGGACAUUGUGAUUGUGUCAAUAGCACAGAUGUUGGUGUUUAAUCCAGACCUCUGGUGGAACAGAAGCCUUGAUACAGGAAUCAGGCUCUUGCUGAUCGGUCUCCUCCGGGAUCGGCUGCUCCAGUUUGUGUCCAAGCUGCAGUUUGCCUUGGCCAUUCUCUUGACGUCGUGGACGGAGAAGAAGCAGCGCCGGAAAUCCACCGCCACCCUGAUCACCCUCAACGUGGUUUUCUUCCCCCUCCUGCUGACCCUCAUCGCCGUCUCCGCCCUCCUUUCCUCCCCGUUGCUGCCGCUCUUCACGCUGCCCGUGUUCCUGGUCGGGUUUCCCAGGCCUGUCCGGAGCUGGCCGGGACCUGUGGGUGCCACGGCCUGUGUGUGCCCCGACACCGUGUACUACCAGCAGCUGGUGCCCAGCCUGGCUGUGGCCCUGCAGUCUGCACUGGCCACUGGGAGCCUGGGUCUCUCUCUACCUGGAUCACAUUACUUGUGCCGCUUUCAGGACAGGCUGAUGUGGAUAUUGGUGCUGGAAAAAGGCUUCACGUACUGUGGUGUUAACAUUAAGGGGCUAGAACUGCAGGAAACAUCCUGUCACGCUGCUGAAGCUCACAGAGUUGAUGAAAUUUUUGAAAUGGCCUUUGAACAUCAGGAGCGCAGGAAGAUUCUCUCUCCCAAUCCCCAUUUUGGACACAUCCUGACUCCUUGUACUGUGGUACCUGUGCGGCUGUACUCCGAUGCCAGGAAUGUGUUAUCUGGAAUCAUUGACUCUCAUGAGAAUUUAAAGCACCUGAAAGAUGAUUUCAUUAAAGUGCUUGUGUGGAUGCUUGUCCAGUAUUGUUAUAAAAAAUCAAAGAUGUGGGAAAGCCCAGGCAGUGCCAACAAGAACAAACAAGGGUCAUUUCCAGAAAGUCAGCACAGCAGUGCAGUAGGAAGAUCCAGGGCUCCAAGGGAAGAUGACAGCUUUAGUAUGGAUACAGUGGAGGACUGGACUGAUGAUAGUGACAUUUUUGAUUUUGAACCCAGUGGCAGAACAAAAGACAGAAAAGAACCUGGGCAGUUGGGACUGACACCAAAAGUGCACCUGUCCAUUCCAGGGUCUGUGGAAACACAGAGCCAGGACUUCACAGGAGAAAUGUCACCAGAAGAUAAAUUGUACAGGGCUGUGGUGCUUGGGCUACCUGCUGUAGACAAAGGGAAACAGCCAGAGGUGUUGCCUCGGGUUGAAUUCAGUUGCUCUUACUCGGAGCUGUUGAGCAUCCCUGAGGAAUGGAGAACAGCACCGGUACCGCCUUCCAAAGUCAGUGAGAUGAGGCAGAGGUUUCCAGAGGAAUGGUACCACUUCGUUCUGAGUCAGCUGGACUUUUUCCAUCUGAAAGAAAAGCCUUCCAAUUUACUUGCAGACCUCAUGGAAGAUAAAGCUUUGAAGGACUUGUACAUCCAGGGAGUGCUGUCGUGUUGCUUUGGUCUGUUUGGCCUGGAUAACGCUGUGCCUGCCCCGAGCCACGUGUUCAGGGCCUACACUGGGGGCAUUCCCUGGUCUGUGGGUUUGGACUGGCUAACAGGCAAACCAGAGCUAUUCCAGCUGGCAUUAAAAGCAUUCAGAUACACUUUUAAACUUAUGGUGGACAAAGCCAGCCUGGGUCCGGUGGAGAACUUUGAAGAGCUGGUGAAUUAUCUGGAGGAAUAUGAGAGCGAUUGGUACAUUGGGCUGGUGUCAGACCUGGAGUGGCAGCAGGCAGUUCUGCAGGAAAAGCCAUACCUUUUCUCACUGGGGCAUGACCCAAGCAUGGGAAUUUACACCGGGCGAGUCCUCACCCUUCAGGAAUUGCUGGUGCAAGUGGGAAAGCUGAAUGCUGAGGCUGUCCGAGGUCAGUGGGCCAACCUGUCCUGGGAGCUGCUCUAUGCCACCAACGACGACGAGGAGCGGUACAGCAUCCAGGCACACCCGGUGCUGCUGCGCAACCUGACGGUGCAGGCUGCCGACCCGCCCCUGGGCUACCCCGUGUACUCCUCAGAGCUCCUGCAGCUCCCUCUGCUCUAGAAUGUCCUUUUCUUUUUUUAUUAUGACUGUUGGUAUUUUGUAUUUUUCACCUGCAUGUUGGGAAUCAAAUGCUCGUGCUCCAUUUGUGCACUACAGAUCAGGUUUUUGUCUCGGUGGCGAUGCCAGGCCGGCACAUGUCCUUGGCACAGAGAUGGUGCUGGCCAGAACCUUCAGCAGGCAGGAAGCUUGGAAUUGUUUUCCUGCUGCUGGAAUGUGAGACACCAUUGCCUGUGUGGCUGACGAGCCAGAUGCUGAAAUUCUCUUCUCCAGUUUAGAGAGGAGCAGCACGAUUCUGAUCAUUAACUAUUUUUGGUGCAUUUUUACUUUUUUUUUUUCUUGGACAGGUGACUUGCACUGCCAGUCAGGUUACAGCUCCCUGUAGUACUGUCUACCCCAGAGUUGGCAACCAAAGUGUACAUAGGACUAUUUAUAUGAGGGGUUUUUUAUUCUGGCCAUUUUUUAUUGGACUGAGUUCAGUUCUAGCAUUUGUUAUAUGAAUUUAACUGAUCUUCCUUGGUUGUUUUAAGUUCUCAGCCAUGCUUUAACAAAAGUGAGUUCCAAGGGGCAAUUUUUACAAAAGUAUUUGUUUUGGUAAAGAGAGUUUAUAUAAAAGUGUGUGCUCUAACACACUGAUAACCUGUGUGACCUACUGAUGAAAGAAGUAAAUGUGUAUAAUUAGGAGAGUACAAAUGGGAUAAAUUUCAUCUCCUUCUUCCAGUAUCCGUAUGUAUGAUGUAUAUUAUAUAUAUUAUGUUAUUUGCAACCUAUAUCCACCUCAGUAACCAGUCUUCCACAAAUACAGUGAGAGCUUGAUGAUGGAGGGGGGGAGGUGGAAAUCCAACUCUCUAUGCCAGAAGUAAUUUAUUUUUUUAACCUUACCACGUUGGAACAGACUUUGGCAGCUAGUUUGCAAUAUUAGUCUCCUUGAAAGCAGGUCUGGGUCCAGUCUCCAGUGGCUCGUUGAUCCUGUUCACUACCACCACUUAGAACAUAAAUGUGCUUUCUCUGUAGGUCAGUAGUUACAAUGUAGGUACUGCUGGCAGAUGCUGAGCAGGGAGUAGGUAAUUAUAUUUCCUUAACCUACAGAAUGAAUUUAAAUCAGACCUGCUCCUUAACUGAAGUAGAACUGGUUUAGAACACCCAGCCUGGUCUGAUUUGGAGAAUGUUUAUUACUUUUACUCCUCAUUGUCACAAAGCAGUGUACUUGGGUGCUGGCUGUUUCUUCUGGUCAGUGACUAUAAAUGAUUUUUAAAAACUAUGCACGUGGUGUAGUGGAAUUCCAAAGCAGUCAGGAGACACCUGUUUGGUGCCAUGCUUGGCCCUGAGCUGCAUCUGGAAAUUCAGAGUCAUGGAAGAGAUCUGGAAGGGGCUUGUAGAGAGAACCUAUUUCAGCUCCCUCAGAAGGAACUACCCUGGCAAAUGUUUACUCUGAUUUAAAACUUCCAAUACCAGGAGUGCCACGAAUCCCUCAAGUAGUUCACUCCAGUUCUCUGCUGUUCUUGCAGCAAUUGGAAAGUUGGGAGUUAUUUCCUGAAUCUAAUUAACCCUCCCUGCCUCAUUGUAAACCUCUUAAUACUUGUCUUCUGUACGGUCACAGAAAAUUCAAUGACCUUUUUUUUUUGCAGCAAUCUUUUAUUCAGAGAUAGCUGUGAUUUCUGCCCUCAUUCUUUGUCUUUUGUAAACUGAAUAAAGUAGUUGAGAAGAAAAAUGA
Molecule: messenger RNA, 5798 nt
Organism: Chiroxiphia lanceolata (lance-tailed manakin)
Lineage: Eukaryota; Metazoa; Chordata; Aves; Passeriformes; Pipridae
Gene: PCNX4
Product: pecanex 4
Exons: 12
Coding region: 536-4087 (1183 amino acids)
Cellular component (GO): membrane
Source: RefSeq, a predicted model, not a curated record